AUGUCGUCCACCAGCAACGCCUCCAUUGACAAGUUCAACGGAGACAAUUACGCAACGUGGAGCCGGUACAUGCGCGGUGUGUUUUUGACGAAGUCCGUCUGGCACGUUGUCAACCGUGAAGUGACUCCGACUUUCACCGACCCGCGAGCGUCCGAUGACUACGUCAAGGCAAGCAACGUCGCGUUUGGUAUGAUGCUGCUGCACAUGAACGCGGACUACCAUCAUGUGCUGGACAACUGCGAGGAAGCCUGGGUUGCGUGGACAAGUCUGAAGACGCUGUACGGUGGGUCGCAGAAGGCAGGACGCAUCUACCUCAAGCGACAACUUUUCAGUAUCAAGAUGGCUGAAGGCGCGAACGUCAUGCAUCACUGCAACGAGGUCCUCAACAUCUCCGCCAAGCUUAGCGGCAUCGGUGCGAAGAUGGAAGACGAAGACGUUGCAAUUUGUCUGCUACUCAGUCUUCCGAAGAGCUACGAAAAUGUGGUGCUCAACAUGGAAAUGAGCAGCACCGAGCUUCGCACUCAAGAUGUGGUGAGAGUCCUGACGAAUGAGCAUGCCAAGCGUCAAGGAGAAAAAGGGACAACGACAGCGACUACGGUGAAGGCUGAAGAUGCAAGCAAGGCAUUCAGCGCCGAGCGUGAGCCCUACCAAUGCACGUAUUGUGGCAAGGUGGGACACACGGUGGAUCGUUGCUGGACAAAGCAGAAGAACGAAGGCAAUGGCUACGAUCGAGUGGCGUUUGCAGUCUCGUUCGAAUGUGGAGUUUCGACGAGCAAGGACGUGUCUGGAAUGUGGGCCGUCGACAGUGGUGCAACGCACCACAUUUGCCACGACAAGACCAAGUUCGCAAGUUUGGCAGAGCGCAAUGAGGGCGAACUCUUGGUGGCUGAUGGCAACAAGGUGGCCAUCAAGGGUGUGGGAACCAUCAUGGAAAAGGUGGUUCUGCCCAACGGUGAAGAGCGUGAGAUCGAAAUCAAGAACGCGCUAUAUGUUCCAAGUAUGAGCAAGAACCUGCUCUCGGUGCCACAGAUUAACAGCCAUGGCAAGUUUCAAGUCGUGUUUGACGGGUCCAAGAUGUAUGUGACUCUCAAGAACUCACAGCAAGUGGUGGCGACAGCGGAUCUCGUGGAUGGACUCUACUGGCUUCCGGACGACUCAACGAUCAGCGAAUGUGACAACAAGUGGAACCAGUUGUGCCGAUCUACAUGCGAGAAUGGGUCAUGCUCCAGUCGAUGUACUUCGCAAGAUGAUCGCGACCAACAUGAUCAAGGAUGUGCGAGUCCCUCUCAAGUCGGGUGGAGCAACUACAUGUCGAGGAUGUCAACAAGGGAAAAUGGUCAAAAACCAUUUCCAAGCAACCGAGACAAGCGCAGCUACGAUACGUUUGAGCUACUUCAUCUGGACAUCUGCGGGCCCAUGGAAAAGGAUUCGCUCGGUGGCAGCAAAUAUUUACUGCUGAUCAUCGACGAAGCCAGUGGAUGCAUGAAGGGCUUUUGUCUACGAGUGAAGUCCGAGAGUGAAGACUACAUCCGGAAAUAUAUCACCAUGGUACAGACGCAAUUCUGUAAGAAGGUCAAGUUCGUGCGACACGACGGAGCUCGCGAGUUUGCAACCAACUCGCUUCAACUGUUCUACGAAGACGAAGGCAUUGAACAGCAGACAACGGUGCCGUAUGCACAUCAAACAAACGGAACAGCAGAGCGUGCCAUUAGGACUAUUGUCACGAUCGGCCGCAGCAUGCUUCAUCAUGCCAAACUGGACAAGUGUUUCUGGGCCGAAGCAGCGAUGACGGCCAUCUACGUCAAGAAUCGACUGCCGUCACCUAAAGUCUGA
Peronospora matthiolae is the source of this 1833-nucleotide messenger RNA. Lineage: Eukaryota; Oomycota; Peronosporomycetes; Peronosporales; Peronosporaceae. The record is from the annotation of a GenBank genome assembly.